CCAGCCCUCGAGAAUGACCAGCUACGCAUCAAACCCUAUUUGCAAGGGUUGCUUGUCUUGCUCCAAGGACAACGGAUGCAGCCGGUGCCAGCAGAAGCUGUUCUUCUUCCUGCGGCGCGAGGGCAUGCGCCAGCACGGGGAGUGUCUGCACGCCUGUCCGGCGGGCUACUAUGGGCACCGCGCACCUGACAUGAACAGAUGUGCACGAUGCAGAAUAGACAACUGUGACUCCUGCUUCAGCAAAGACUUUUGCACCAAGUGCAAAGCCGGCUUCUAUCUGCACAGAGGCCGCUGCUUUGAUGAAUGUCCAGAUGGCUUUGCCCCCUUGGAUGACACCAUGGAAUGUGUGGGAUGUGAAGUCGGUCAUUGGAGCGAAUGGGGAACGUGUAGCAGAAAUAAUCGCACAUGUGGAUUUAAAUGGGGCCUGGAAACCAGAACACGGCAAAUUGUUAAGAAGCCAGCAAAGGACACCAUGCCUUGUCCAACCAUUGCGGAGUCCAGGCGAUGCAAGCUGUCCACGCGGCACUGCCCAGGAGGGAAGAGAACGCCAAAGGCAAAGGAGAGGAAGAACAAGAAGAAGAAGAGGAGGCUCCUUGACAGGGCACAGGAGCAGCACAGCGCCUUUCUAGCCACGGACAGGGCAAACCAAUAAGCCAGCUGGACGGUGGCUGGGUUUGUUUUCAUUUUUGAAGAAGUGCACCAAGCUACUCUCCACUCCUGCACGCGGUGCGCAGCCUUGCGGCCCUGUCGGCCUUGUUCCCAGGGGCACCGUGAAAGCAGCAGCUCAGUGUGGCCUCGGGAUUUAUGCUUUGACUGAAUCUGGAGCCGGGCAGGCUGGAGCGUGUGACUGCGUCCUUAUCCAGGUGGGACCCCCUUAGUGUGAGUCCAGGUGCCCCUCCUGGCUCUGGGGACCGGCACAGUGUGUGGCUGCAGCCGCCCGGACACGCACUCGAGCCCGGUACGGGGCUGUGAUGUGGGCAGAGUGGUGUUCACCCGGGGCCUUCGUUUCUCAGUGUGUGCGUCUGCAAGAAGACAUGCGUGGGACCUGCUUCGAGUGUUCUUGGCUUGCUGACUUUCACACUGCCGCACGGUGAAGCUGCUGUGCACUGGGGACAGGCCGAAGAGCCCAGCUCCUCUCCAUGCUGCGCUGUCUGUACAUACUCCACGGCCACUCGGAAAGCUCACUUCCUGUGUAUUUAUGCUUUCUCAUAUGUAACAAGUCCUGCUUGAGUCGGGUCACUUUGUUCCUAGUGGUUCCUAACCGUUGUCUAGCAGAUGACUGUUCUUAGUUUUACAGAUUGACAGAUGUUUUUGUUGCUUCUUGAAACUUCUUUUGUGGGGGUGGCCUUAUUUCUCAUGGUGAGGCCAGGAGAGCUCCUGUCUGCAGUAAGAGGACUGUGUCAGGUCCCACUGUCGAGAGACCAUCCCUGCCCUGUGCUGUCCCGUGUUCAGAAGCAGCAUGUGUGUGAGACGCCGGAAGCCAGACCUCCCUUGGAGUCUCAGAGGUGAAGAUUUCACAAACUAUAACCGAAAACGUGAGAAAUUCAAUGCAGUCACAUGCAAUAUGUUUCUGACUGUGCUUUUUUUUUUCUUUUUUUAAAUUUAAAGGAAUUUCCAGCUUUUAGCUGUCAAUCUUACUGGAUGUCUGUAGACUUAGGGUCAGGGAACUAUGCAUAGAAUCGAGGAGAAAACAAGAUGAAUUCCUACCACUGCUGGUUAGAUCCUGACAGAUCUCCAUUGACCAGAAUUUAUCUCAUAUUUAAAAACAGAGAGGCAUGAUGGAAACUUGCCAGCUGAUUCAUAGAGCAAUUGUUUCAAAACUGCCAUCGUCCACUUGGGAACCUAUUCUUAAGGGCUGUGAACUGGCUUCUGAAAACAGGACCUUCUUGGCUGAUUCAGAGGAAGAUCAGAACAACACCAAAGCCGCCAACAAAGUGGUCCUAUUUUUCUUUUGUACCGGGUAUCUAACUCAGGACCUUGUGCUUUUGAGGCAGACUAGGUGCCACUGAACUAAAAAUCCCCCAGGCUGGUUGUAGAUUUUUGAGGAAACAAUGAAAAUGACAUCAGGCUUUUCCCCUCACCUUGCAUUGGCAAAACUACCUCUUCAGUAUUUUUGUUUAAUGUCUGAGUCAAAGGCAUCUUACCAGUAUGUGUACAUGUCCUGUGCAUCAUCGUGGAAACAUCGCUGUGAGAUUAGAAGCCGUGUAUGGAUGUUGAUAGGGUUUGCCUUCAGUCCUAAAGUGCUCAUCUCCUUUCAUGUCUGCUUACCACAGGGGACGGGUCUCCUUUGUAUAGAGCUUCACUGUUAGUAAGUCAGUGCCUGUUCUGUUUCUGAGAU
Fukomys damarensis (Damara mole-rat) is the source of this 2338-nucleotide messenger RNA. RefSeq names its product R-spondin 2 (gene Rspo2). The record is from RefSeq and is a predicted model, not a curated record. The coding region runs from base 14 to 652 and encodes 212 amino acids. The transcript has 5 exons. NCBI's taxonomy places the organism in Eukaryota, Metazoa, Chordata, Mammalia, Rodentia, Bathyergidae.